Molecule: messenger RNA, 4087 nt
Organism: Gymnodraco acuticeps
Lineage: Eukaryota; Metazoa; Chordata; Actinopteri; Perciformes; Bathydraconidae
Gene: gucy2c
Product: guanylate cyclase 2C
Exons: 27
Coding region: 345-3593 (1082 amino acids)
Biological process (GO): intracellular signal transduction; cGMP biosynthetic process; protein phosphorylation
Molecular function (GO): protein kinase activity; guanylate cyclase activity; peptide receptor activity
Source: RefSeq, a predicted model, not a curated record
GCUGUCGUUCAUUAACGUAUGGGUAGACCAGCCUGUAGCAAGGUGGAAGUUUAUUGAUCUCAGGCUCACACUCAAGGAACAACUGGUGUUAAGACAGCAAGUGUCUUUCGUAGUAAAAGUGGUUGGAUCUCAAUCAAAGUAUCUCUUCUUCUGGAUGCUGGACAAUCAAGACUUCUGCAAAAGAGUUCACGUCUCUUUCUGGAACCAUUUCGUCAAUGGAGAGGAUCUUUUCCGUCGGACAAAUGUAAAAACCUACCUUCAGCCAUUUUUUAUCUGAACAGGUUGAUAUAUACUGUUUGUCAUGUAGAAACGGUGGAUAAGACCGUAAAAACUCAAGGAACAAGAUGUACAGCUCACACAGUUUACCCUACCUGGGUGUGUUAGUAAUGGCGGUGGUCGCCAACAAGAUGCUGGAGGAGUGUUUGUCAUCAAAGCGUGAGUUCACCAUGAAUGUUGUGCUUCUGGAGGACGACACUUAUGGAUGGAGUCGGAAGUUUGUGCAGAGUGCUUUGGAAGCAGCCAUCGAAGAGGACAGACAGGAGAACAUUAAACAUGGUUUAAACUUCACGUUGACAGCAAACUACAACGGGUUCAACACCACUGUGUACAACCGGCAGGGCUGUGGCAGCAGCACCUGUGAGGGAGUGGCGAUACUCAAAUUACUGCAUAAUAUGGGUGAAGUUGGAUGCGUCAUGCUGGGGCCUUCUUGCACUUAUGCCACCUUCCAGUUAGUGGAUGAUGAGAUUGGUUUGAGCCUGAGCAUUCCCGUCAUCUCAGCUGGGAGCUUCGGCCUCUCCUGUGACUAUAAAUCCAAACUGACCCGAAUUCUGCCUCCGGCUCGCAAGAUCGCAGACUUUUUCAUCAACUUCCUGAAGGAAACGUUGGAUUUUAAGUAUCCUUGGGAGCAAGUCUAUGUCUACAAGAAACCCAUCAACGUAUCUGAGGACUGCUUCUGGUAUAUCAAUGCAUUGGAAGCUCCCUCUGCCAGGUUUGCCUCACAGACAUCCAGAGAGAUGCUGCGUGGGGAGGUGGAACUGAAGAAAGCACUUAACGCUAAGAAAAGACACAGCAACAUUUUCAUCCUAUGUGGGAGCCCUGACGACGUUAUUUCAAUAAAGGGGAAGAUGGGCCCGAUGGAUCCGGACAUCAUGUUCAUUCUCAUCGAUAUUUACAACCCGGAGUAUUACCUCAACACAACAUCUAUAAAGGCCAUGCAAGAUGUUGUGGUUGUCACUCUGCCACCGAGGAACUACACGUCUGGAUCUCAUAUGGAUCAAUACAACGACACGAUUAACGACUACGUGGCUGGGUAUCAUGACGGGGCCUUGCUGUUUGGCAAAGUGCUCAGAGAGACGAUGCUGGAUCAGCGCGAUCACAGAAUCUACGAUGUGCCUCUGAGUGACAACCCUUUUGGAAACACCUCUUUUUACGGUAUGGGAGGACACUAUGUGAUCGAUGAGUACGGUGACAGAGAUGUUAACUUCUCUAUGAUUUACACAUCAACUGAAACUGGCAUGUACGAAACCCUGUUACUGUUUGACACUUCACGAAAUAAAACCAUAGUGAUUGACCAAAACCCCACCCUGCGCUGGCAUGGUCGCCUGCCUAAUGACAAGCCAAAAACCCCAGAUGGUUUGGAUAUGCAGGAUGUGAUUGUGAUCGUUCUGAGUCUCAGUGUUGUCGCGGUAACGGCCAUCGCUCUCAUCUUCUACAGACAGAACAGGAAAGUGCGUCUUUUGCAAAAGAAGUGGUCUCACAUAAACCCGCUUCUGAUUAGUCCACUGGAUGAGAAGGAGGUGUCUCUGAAGAUCGAUGAAGAUAAGAGGAAAGACAGCACGUUCUUCAACCAUCGUGGCCGCUAUGACAAGAAGCCUGUUAUCCUGAAAGAGAUGAAACAAACAGACGGAGACUUCACAGAGGAACAAAGGAUUGAGCUAAACACUCUGCUACGGAUAGAUUACUACAACCUGACCAAGUUCUACGGCACGGUGAAGUUUGAGUACGGCGUUUUUGGAGUGUUUGAGCUCUGUCAGAGGGGCUCACUCAGGUACAUUCUGAAUGACAGGAUCUCCUACCCAGAUGAAACCUUCAUGGACAUGGAGUUUAAGAUAUCAGUCAUGUAUGACAUAGCAAAGGGCAUGUCAUAUCUCCACUCCAGUAACAUCGAGGUCCACGGUCGCCUCAAGUCCACCAAAUGUGUGGUCGACAACCGCAUGGUGGUGAAGAUCACUGACUUUGGCUGUCACACCAUCCUGAGUCCAGGCAGAGAUGUGUGGACGUCCCCGGAGCACCUUCGUAAAGAUGGAGUCUCUCAAAAAGGCGACGUCUACAGUUAUGCCAUCAUUGCUCAUGAGAUCGUUAUGAGGCGACCCCCGUUCUACACACAGAACUGCUCUGAUCCUGCAGAGAAGCUCUACAGAGUGCAGCAUCCCAGCGUCAUGAGCGUCUUCAGACCGGACCUCAUCUUUGACGGUGCGUCAGAAAGAGAGAUCGAGCUGUACACGCUGAUAAAAAACUGCUGGGAUGAAGACCCAGAGCGACGGCCAGAUUUUAAGAGAAUAGAGUUAACUCUGGGUAAAAUAUUCAGUAACCUGCAUAACCAGGCCACGGAGACGUACAUGGACAAUCUGAUCCGCCGCCUGCAGAUGUAUUCAAGGACUCUGGAGAAUCUGGUGGAGGAGAGAACGUCUCUGUACAAAGCUGAGAGGGACCGAGCGGAUCGCCUCAACUUUAUGCUACUUCCUGGCCCAGUGGUGCGUUCACUGAAGGAAACGGGCCGAGUGGAGCCUGAACUGUUCGAGGAGGUGACCAUCUACUUCAGUGACAUUGUGGGAUUCACCACAUUGUGUCACUACAGCACCCCCAUGGAGGUGGUGGACAUGCUCAAUGACAUCUACAAGAACUUCGACAGCAUCCUGGACCACCAUGAUGUCUACAAGGUUGAGACAAUAGGCGAUGCAUACAUGGUUGCAUCAGGUUUGCCUAAACGCAACGGGGACCGGCACGCAGUGGACAUCGCCCACAUGGCCCUGGACAUGCUGGCAUUUGUCGGGACGUUUGAGUUGCAGCACCUGCCCGGCAUCCCUCUGUGGAUCCGCAUCGGUGUGCAUUCAGGACCGUGUGCAGCAGGAGUGGUGGGGAACAAGAUGCCUCGCUACUGUCUUUUUGGAGAUACAGUUAACACUGCGUCACGCAUGGAGUCCACAGGCCUGCCUCUCAGAAUCCAUUCCAGCCAGUCCACCAUCAACAUCCUGCAGAGGACAGACUGUAAUUUUGAGUAUGAACAAAGAGGCGAGACGUACCUGAAGGGUAAAGGCAAAGAGAUGACCUACUGGUUAACAGGAGUGACCGGGGGAAAAUACAACCUGCCAACACCGCCAACAGCGGAGAACUUCCAGCGGCUGCAGCAGGACCUGGCGGAGAUGAUCGUGUCCAGUUUGGAUAACCGUGGCCUUGGGAACGAGGGCUUCAAGAACAGGAAGACCCUCUCCACCAAAAUCAAACGGAGGGAAACCAACGGCAGCCUGCAGGGGAACGGCUUGCCAGAGUACUUCCACCUGGCCGUCACCGACAACCCGAGCACCUACCUGUGAGGAGAGGAGCUCUCCGUACAAAAACGGUCAAGAAACGGGCUUUGUAGAAAAGUCUGAAUGAGCACUGCUGGGUUUCUUUGAGUGACAGUCAAGCAGCGGUGAAAAAAUCAGGCAUGUUGAAAGGUAGACUCUUAUAUGUUGAUGAUAAAAGUGCCUAUACUGUAGUAAGAUACCUGUUUAUUUAGUCUAUUUUUGUUAAAAAGAAAGUCAAAUCUCUUGUAUUAUUGUUAUAUAUCAUGAAAGAUGUUUAGUUGUGGUGAAAGAAGUGCUAUACAUAAGCCACCCUUCUCUUUUUUUAUGUGGGUCAGACACAGUUUCACAAAUGUAAGAGAAUAUUAAUGUAGCUAUGUGCAUUGGGAGCAUCAAAGUCUGACAUUUUAGCAGAAAUAAUGGCUAUAAAUUGUACCUGGAACUGUUUUGGGUGUAUUUUGUGUAUUAAAUGUUUUUAAAAUAAAAAUAGAAUGGGCUUAUACCGUUUUGUUAUAUCUAUCACA